Molecule: messenger RNA, 1824 nt
Organism: Diaporthe amygdali
Lineage: Eukaryota; Fungi; Ascomycota; Sordariomycetes; Diaporthales; Diaporthaceae
Product: mitochondrial chaperone bcs1
Exons: 1
Coding region: 1-1824 (607 amino acids)
Biological process (GO): mitochondrial respiratory chain complex III assembly; protein insertion into mitochondrial inner membrane from matrix
Cellular component (GO): mitochondrial inner membrane
Molecular function (GO): ATP hydrolysis activity; ATP binding
Source: RefSeq, a predicted model, not a curated record
AUGGAUGGCUUCAACGACCUCCUUAGGGACGCAAAUACUACGGCGCCUUUUCUGCAAGACUUUCUCGGACGAAUACCAGGCCUAGCAUGGCUUCAGAGUUUUGUCUCUCAAUGGUUGAAGCUUGAUAUUACAACUAUUGCGGCUGCACUCACCAUCUUGGGGACAAUUUCAGGCGUUCUUGGCUUCCUCCAGACGAUAGCUGUCAAAUUAUACUGGUACAUCACUCGAUUCUUUACAGCAUCAGUUUCCAUCAAUGCCCGAGAUAAACUCAACCGGGAGGUUCUCAACUGGCUGGGUGCGCAAGUUCUUGUGCGGCAGGGCACUCGCAUCGUUACUGCACGUUCUGAGAAAAUCGAAAGUGAUGCCUUUUAUUACCGCCGUACACCAGAGCCUCGGGAUGACUACAGCAUGGACAAACGAAAGCCGAUUCAGUAUCUCCCCACCUUCGGUACUACGUGGUUCACUCACGAGCGGAACGUUUUCAUUGUGCGACGAGUCUCCGGCAACUCCUCUGGAAUGUCAUUUGUGGAUCAAGUGCCGGAUGAGUUCGCAGCUGCGCCAGAAGGAGAUGAGCCACUCAUCGUGAUGUGCCUCGGCCGUUCUGUUGAGCCGAUCAAGCGCUUCCUUGAUGCCUGUCGUGAUUUCGCGGAGAAGGAGCGCGAAUCAUAUGUGACAGUCAGAGCCUCCAAAUCUCAAUAUGGCGACGAGUCCUGGGAGACGACUAUCCUACGCCCGAUCCGGCCGCUCGAGACUAUUCACUUUGAUGAGAAGACCAAGGCAGAGCUAGUAGCUGAUAUCAGAAACUAUCUCGACCCCGCGACUCGGCGCUUUUAUACGCAGCGCGGAAUUCCAUAUCGGCGUGGAUACCUUCUACACGGGCCUGCAGGCACUGGCAAGACGAGCUUGUCCCUUGGUCUGGCUGGACUCUUUGGUCUUGAGCUCUAUCUUCUUCACGUCCCAAGCGUGCGCACAGAUACCGACCUAGAACGUCUUUUUACCACACUUCCGCCAAGAUGCUUCAUCUUGCUCGAAGACAUUGACGCAGUCGGGAUCAAGAACCGUGGCAACUUCGAUCAAGAUGAGCGGGAAGAAAACGAUGAGGAUGAUGAAGACGAUGAUGACCGCUCGCACUUUGGCCCUCGCUGCCACAUCUCCCUGUCAGGGCUACUUAACGUUCUGGACGGCGUUGCUUCUCAGGAGGGACGCAUCGUAUUAAUGACUUCCAACUUCGCCGAGAAACUUGAUCGAGCCCUUGUCCGACCAGGCCGUAUUGACAAGAUGAUUUUCCUGGGAAACAUCUCGCCUCGUAGCGCAGAGCUCAUGUUCAAGCGCAUGUACGAGUUUGACCCUUCCAACCCAUCGGCACAAGCAAUCCAAGCCAUCGGGGAGGACGAGCUGCAGAAGCUGGCACUCAGCUUCAGCCGCAAGAUCGAGGAAAACACAUUUACACCAGCCCAAAUACAGGGCUACCUUCUCAACUGGCGUAGCGACCCUCAGGGCGCUGUCGACAACCUGAUUGAAUGGUCGAAAGAGGAAAUCGCCCUGAUGGAAGAGGCCAAGAGGCGGGCAAAGGAGGCGGCAGUCGCCAGGAAGAAGAGGAAACAGAAGCAGCUCAACCUUGUCCUGGGGCCCAACAUGAUGGGUGGCGUGCCGAAUAUGGCAUUGAAUGGGCUUCAGAGCCAGGUUCAUGGUCUGCCCACGCCUCCUCAAAGUGCCAUUAGUGCAAAGCCGCAGAGCGGCGAGUCGGUUGGCUCAGUAGAUGUCGUCUCGUAUGAGGAGACAAAGGAGGCCAAGGAGAAGACGGCCGAGACACAAACAACAUAA